Molecule: messenger RNA, 2058 nt
Organism: Xiphias gladius (swordfish)
Lineage: Eukaryota; Metazoa; Chordata; Actinopteri; Istiophoriformes; Xiphiidae
Gene: mrm3a
Product: mitochondrial rRNA methyltransferase 3a
Exons: 4
Coding region: 551-1960 (469 amino acids)
Biological process (GO): RNA processing
Molecular function (GO): RNA binding; RNA methyltransferase activity
Source: RefSeq, a predicted model, not a curated record
UAUCAUCUACUCUACAACAGGUGGCGAUAAGUAGACGAGGUUGCGUUAGUACAAUGUUCUCUUAAACACGAGAGGAAGAAACGGGGCGACGCUGAAGUUAGCUUCCGAUUCGACAGUGAAGGGAACCUUAACUGAAUAUACUGAAUCUCCUUUUUCUUUUUGCGGUUUCAAAAAUAAAAUAAAGUAUUCACAAGUCUGACACUGUUAUUUAAAGAGUGUCUGACUUGUCUGGGAUAAUGUCUUCCAGGUUCGACAAGUCCAAGUAUAGUGGUUUUUGAUCUGGACCUGGUCCAAUGUGGUAUCCACGUGGGAAAAAAAAGCUGGGAAAAGCUCCCUUUCUUGCUUUCAUAAAUAAGAUAACGUUUUCGCCAAUUUGAAAGUGGGUCUUCAAACAGCGUAAAGGUUUUAACUAAAAUAUCUAACACCGAUUUCACAGCAGCAAGAGGUGCAGAAAAAUGCGAAUCAGUCGCUCAGUUUCGCAUCUUAAGUGUCCCUCAACUUCCACCGUAACCGGUGACUCGGAAGCGAACUUCGGCCCCGUGCGGGAGAAAUGGCGGCGUACGCGAGAAGCGUGGUGAGUCUCGUCUCCAGAGAGCGACGUGACUUUCUAACCAGGGUAUGCGGCGUUAUGGUGGCAUCGAAACGGUACGUACGCGGACUGAGGAGGAAGCCGGUCAGAGUGCUGUUUCCCGACAACGACGCGGACACGGAGGUGCAGGCGAGGCCACGGCCUCGGACACCAGAGCAACAUGUGAAGAGGGAGAGGAAGGAGAAGGAGGCAAAAGUCACGUCUGCGGCAGAGCAUCUGGAGGAAAGUGGCUCCGUCAGGGCGAGGGCGAGUGAGCAGUCAGCUCCAAAACACGCUCACGCUUCUGCCACCAAGGAUCAGGUGGAGGGACUGCGCUUUGAGCGGGCCUUUCCUGGGGAUAAGAGACUGGCGAGGUUAGUGAGCGUUGCCCGCUCCAGGACAUUUCGGGAGCACCAGGGUAAAAUCCUCCUGGAGGGCAGGCGUUUGAUCUGUGAUGCCCUGGAUGCCGGUGCCAACCCGCAGAUGGUGUUCUUCAGUACAGUGGAUCGGCUCCGAGAGCUGCCCCUAGACAAGCUGAGAAGGGCCACGCUGGUCAAAGUCAAGUUUGAGGACAUCAAGAUCUGGUCUGACCUUGUGGCUCCACAAGGGGUGAUUGCCAUAUUUUCUCGUCCGGACCCAUCACGGUUAAACUUCGCAAGUACAGGUCAUUCAGUGCCAUUGUCCCUGAUAUGCGACAAUGUCAGAGACCCGGGCAACCUUGGGACUAUGCUGCGUUGUGCUGCUGCUGCUGGAUGCCAUAAUGUCCUGCUCACCAAGGGUUGUGUUGAUGCUUGGGAGCCUAAAGUUCUGCGCGCAGCAAUGGGCGCCCAUUUCCGCCUUCCCAUCUACCCCAGCCUGGACUGGGAUAAUAUCGAAAAUCACCUCCCUAAACCUGUGACUGUCCACGUGGCUGACAGCAGCUGUGGCCCUGACAGAAGUAGACAAACAGAAGAUUUGCAAGUCAAUGUGUCCCACAAACCCUGCAAAGCAGGUGACUAUGGCUGGGUCAGCACAAGGCGUAGUCGCAGCAACGUGCACUACGAGGAAUACAACUCUGAAUCGGACUCUGACUCGGACUCUGACUCGGACUCCAAGGAUGAGGGACUUUCACUCCCCAGAGUGGACACCAAGCUGUACCAUGAGAGCUGGGCCCAGAGUCCCACAGCUCUUGUGAUAGGUGGUGAGACACACGGUCUCAGUCUAGAAGCAGCCCAGCUGGCUGAGAAAACUGCCGGGCACAGGCUCUUUAUUCCUGUCGUUCCUGAUGUGGACAGCUUGAAUUCAGCCAUGGCAGCCAGCAUCCUUUUGUUUGAGGGCAGGAAGCAGCUGUUAAAACUAAUGCAGUCAUCCGGACGGAAAUGGAAAUCUAAAGCUGAGGGGCAGUUUUCAUGAGGUUCCCUCUAAAUAUCAGUGUGACUCCUGGUGUACAUUUCUCCAUACAAAAUAAAUCCUGCUCUGCUGAUAAUAAAACACAGAAUUUCAAUCAGGGA